Molecule: messenger RNA, 3181 nt
Organism: Strongylocentrotus purpuratus (purple sea urchin)
Lineage: Eukaryota; Metazoa; Echinodermata; Echinoidea; Camarodonta; Strongylocentrotidae
Product: matrix metalloproteinase-24
Exons: 9
Coding region: 375-2150 (591 amino acids)
Biological process (GO): collagen catabolic process; proteolysis; extracellular matrix organization
Cellular component (GO): extracellular matrix
Molecular function (GO): metalloendopeptidase activity; zinc ion binding
Source: RefSeq, a predicted model, not a curated record
GUCAGAUAGUCGAGAGCGCGCGGAUUCCCGCAAGCUGGUUUUGAUUCGAUCACGACUCUCUCAGUGGUGCCGCCGUCCCUUGAUCCAGUAACUAGGGGGAACAAUCUCUCUCUCCCUCUUUAAACUCAACCCUCUGUUUUAACAUCAAAGUGGCAUCACAGGAAACAACAAUAGUCUCUCACUUUUUCAGUUUUACAGGCCUACACUGCACCUUUUAAUUUCUAUACACACACAAGGGGCAAUUAUCUUGCUUCCCGCCGUUUUAAAUUGCACUUUCCCGUAUCGUUUGCCACUGGGCGUCAUCGUAAAUAGGAAUAUUGUUCUGACGAAAGGAGAUCCUUGACGAGAUUCUUGUUCGAUUGACUUCCACGACGAUGUCGAGCACGAAAAAGUUACUCAAGAUGAGCUUGAGAAGGACGAUGACGGUGUUGAUGCAUCUCAUGAUGAUGGGGUUGGUGCUUGUUGGAGCAUCGAGUGAAGAGGAUGACGACGACGAUGAGGUCGCAAUGGGAACGAUGUUUUUGGAAUCAUUCGGUUACAUGAAGAAGCACGACCCAAACCAUUUAGUCACCAGAGAGGAGUUACGUCCUUACGUCGCUAAAAUGCAGUCCUUCUACAACCUUCCCGUGACAUCGGAGCUCGAUGCCGAGACGGUGGCGGCGAUCAAACGACCACGAUGCGGGGUCAGCGACCUCAGCGUGACCGAGAGCGAGUUAAACGGUGAGCCCGGGACCCUGUACAGCAACAACGACAAGUACAGUCUGUUCGUGUACGCGAAGAGGAAAAAGAGAUACGUCUUGUCAGGAGCGAGCUGGGGAAGAACGACUAUUACAUUCACAUUUGAUAACUACACACCGGACCUACCGAUGAACCAAGUACGGAGGGAGGUUCUGAGAGGCCUCAAGGUCUGGAGUGACGUCACACCCUUAAAGUUCCAAGAGCUCCGCUAUGGUAUGGGGGAACCGGACAUCCACAUUCAAUUCGCUGCCCAGGAACACAACGACGAAUACCCGUUCGAUGGCCAAGGAGGUACCCUCGCCCACGCCUUCUACCCCGGCCCUGGUCUUGGUGGAGACGCUCAUUUCGACGAAGACGAACAAUUUACUGCUGGAACCUCCGAGGGAACGAAUUUGUUUUUUGUGGCUGCGCACGAACUUGGACACAGCUUAGGAUUGGGUCAUUCAGACGUAUCUGGCUCGUUGAUGGCGCCCUACUAUCAAGGAUUUCAACCAAACUUCCGAUUGCACGAGGAUGAUAUGAUGGCUAUACAGGAAAUAUACGGUCCCAACCCUAACCCACCGGUCCCCACUCAAGGAUACUACCCUGGACAGGGACCAAAUCCUACCUCGUACCCCGGUGCUGGUGGUGGCUGGGGCGGCGGUGGCGGUGGUGGUGGUGGCGGUGGUGGUGGCGGAGCAGGUGCUAAUUACUGUUCCAUGAGCUUUGGCGCCGUUGCAAAUCUAAGAGGCGAGCUGUAUACCUUCUCGGGUGCUCUCAUGUGGCGAUUCCGUAAUAGUCAGUUAGUUCAGGGUUAUCCAGUGCGUACAUCAGCGUUCUUCAGGGGCGCACCAAGUAAUAUUGAUGCAAUUUUUGAAAAGCCUGGCGGCACCACAGUCAUGAUAAAAGGUUCACGUUACUGGGAGUACAGCGGUGUGAACCUCAAGCCAGGUUUCCCUCGCUCCCUGGGUAGGAUGGGUCUGUCCAACGGUAUCUCCGCGGCAUUUUCCUGGCCUCAGGACAGGAUGAUCUACAUCUUCGGCGGCGAAGACUACUGGGGCAUGUAUAACUACAGACAACGAGUAGAUAACAACGAGUACCCCAGGAAUGUCCUGGAGGAUAUACCUGGGCUACCGCUUGGCAUUGAUGCCGCAUUUUCUUCCAAAACGGCUUCCUAUUUUGUACGAGGUGCUCAGUACUGGCGUUACGACCAUAGCUCUGGCUCUCUAAGUCAAGGUUUCCCUCGCAAUUUCCACAACGACUGGCUCGGGUGUGGAAAACCACAACUUCUUGUCGAGAGCGCUGCUUCCAAGUCAGGCGGAGAGGGCGCUAGUAACGCGCAGGUUCUCAACUUCCAACCAAUGACGAUCGCGCUUUCGGUUUUGGCGGCAAUGCUGUCACAGCUUUUUAUACUGAACUUUCAACGUAUAUGAUGUCGUCUGCUUAACUUCCAAUGAACCUUUAACAUGUGAUGAAUUUCAUAUUAUUGAUUGUUUGAAUAUAAUGUGUUUGAAGCUGUGCAAGUCAUAUCACUGUUCAUAUAAAGACAACUUUUUAGUGGGGAGAUUCAUGAAUGAUGACUGUUCGAAGCCGAAUUAGUUAGUUAUUCAAAAGUGAAUAAAUAUUCCAACAGUCUGGGAUUCGUUAUGAUGAUAUCGAUACCACUAAUUUUAUUUUGGUACACAGACCCUUUACAUAGCCUGUUUCAAAUACACUUCUUGCAUUUAACAAUUUAAAUAGACCUAUAUAUUUUGUUGUUGUUGUUGAUUUAAAGAGGUUUCAUAAAUAAAUAUAAAGUAUGACUUCGUUAAAACUGAUUUAAUGCAAGGUUAGAUAAAUUCUUUGCAAUGAAAAAUGCUUAGAUGAAAAUAACUGCAUAAAACUGUUUCGUCGGAUAAUGUUCAUUUGCAAAUACAUGCAGUACGUCUUAAAUCCGCUUAUGCGCUACAUCAAUUAUAACACAUUAUCUAUCUAUGCAAUAUACAAACGAAUGUAUUUCAUGAGAAUCAUGUGCUACGUUUGGAAUUCAUUUAUGACAGUACUUCCAAUAAAACAUCACUAUAUUACAAAAAUGUCAAUAGAUACUUGGCAAGAGAAGCAGAUUAUCUCUAUUUCAAAAGUAUUUAUCUUUUGUUUUCUUCAGGUUGUAAAUAUUUCACUAUGAUUCCUAUUCACUUCACACAUGAUAUAAAUGAUAUUGAAAAUUGAGGUGCAACAACCCUGCUAAUGCUUUAAAGGAAUAUAUUGUCACUGCAAUGAAGAUUGCAUUCUGGAGGAGAUGAUUGAUUAUGCCAUAAUAUGAUUGAAAAGAAAAACAGUGGCGAGCUUGAAAUUAUUGUGAUGAGGAUUUGAAAUUGUAUUUGAAAACAAAAAAAUGUGUGACUUCAUUAUGUAUCAAAGAGAAUAUAUUGUAUAAAUUACUGUCUUUCACCCGAUUUAAAUAAAAAUACGUUUAUGCACCAUA